AUGCACGAGGGCGGAGACGGCACUCCACCUGCGGGAAGCACAGCUGCCGACCCUCGGCAAUCGUCGUCGGAAGCACGCCGAAAAGCCUCUUCUGGCGACCACCGCAGCCUGUCUGUCUCGUCUCUCGACACAGGGGCAAGGGAAGCCGUAGGGCGGCUGCCACGCUCAGCGAUCGACACCUCUGCUGACCUAGCUGACAGAGUGGACGGGGAAAGACGUGACGCAGCGGCGGGAGUGGCACCGGCCGUUGCGGAUCGACGUGACGCAGAGCAACUGGUGGAAAAUGAACCCGCACAGGCGUCCUCCUCCUCUUCCAACCGUAUAUCCCAUUCUCCAAGCAACCUGUCUACCGCACGCGAAGAGGUCGCCACGGGCGACGACACCACCACCCACAAACAAAGGAAUGAAGCCGUCGCUUCCCAUGCAGGUCUGGUCAUUGCAGCUGAAAUGGCAAAGAUAGCCGUGGACACGACCGCCUCUCCUCCUUCGCCUUCUCCACCGCCGACAUCACAGCCGCCGAAAGAGGCCGCAUCGCCGCCGCCCUCUUCGUCUCUUGUGACGUCACCUCCUCCUGCCGCGACGAGUCCUUCCCCGUCUAGCGCGAGAGCAACGACGAGCUCCGCGCUGGCCGCUCCCUUAUCUUUUUCCAUCCCUGUGGAUACCGCAGAGGCGGCCAUCCGCAAAUGGAAGGAAAGUAAGGACUACCUAAAACUGCAGCGAGAGCUGAAACGAACGCUGUCCGCGAUGGACCGCACCUCGCUCACGGACUGGGCAGCGCAGGCGUCCCUCUUGUCGCAGCUUCAUAAAACAGUACAAACGUUCAAAGAUGCCGUUGGCGCUGUUGAGCUGCCAGACGGCGAUCACUUUGCGAGGAGUCUAUGGCGUGUACUGAGUCCGCAGAACGUGGUCGGUGUGCAGCGCAAGGCGCUGGAGGUGCUGCAGACCUACGUCGAGUUCGUGAACCCGGCGUACCCGAUGACAAAAGACUUACCGCUGUUUCUGCCGGCGCUGCUUGAGCUGCUGCCACAAGCCACCAUGCAAGUCAAAAGUGGUAUCUUGGGGCUGCUGGAUCGUGGCGUGGUGCGCCGGAUGCCCCCGGCGGCGCUGCGCUCCUGCGCUCUUGGCCUCUUCACCUCCCUUCUGAGCUGUCUCGAGGAAUCGGAGACGAGCCCGAUGUACCGCCGUGCGAUGACGCUGCUCGAGUACAUGCACAACACCCUCAAAUACGAAGACGCAGUCGCUGCCACGGUGCGCGCGGUGGCGUCCACACCACCAUGUGCAGUGGCGGAAUUACGUGGGGGCCAGGUGCUACCAGCGUAUGCCUGGGUGUUGAUCCGCGACGCCGCCGCGUUGCGCUCUCCGGCGUUAAACGUGAUGAAGGUUUUCAUUGCGCAGGUGGACACGCCGGCCGCGAUGGGCGGCAGUACGCGCUCUGAGUCUGGGCGGUACAGCGACGAACCAGACGGAGCGCCUCCCUCGCCGCUGGCGCAUCAGCAUCAGCAUCAGCAGCAGCAGCCCUCCCAACCCGACUGGGUAGGCGGCGAUGCAAAAGUUGUUGUGUCGGCCCUCCUCAACAGCUUGCAGGACACACAGGAAAGGACACAUCGCCUCGCGCUGGACGUGUUGACGCUGAUUUGCCCUCUGAAUGGCGGGAGUAGUGGGAACAGCAACGAACACGCUGGUGCUGAUACGGCUGCCGCUGCCGCUGCUUUCCGGUACGAGAGAGCCGUCAGACGGUCUCCUGCCCCUUCGCCCAGUCCGACCGCAGGCGCGCCGCAGCCGUCGGGUAGCAGCGAUGCGAACGGUGCUGCGGCUCUGGCGUCAGCGUCCAUCCCUUGCCCGUUUCAUUCAAUGAGAGCCAAUAAAGAACUCUUUUCUUUUGAGGUGAAGUCGCUGCUUGUGGCGGCCGCAGUGCAACUCUUGGGCACACGCUACGGCACACCGAGUGUCGCACGCCGCAUGUUUCAGUGGCUAACGGUGUUCCCGGGUGUCGACAGCGGCGAUCACGGCCAUCGCGAAGGCGGCUGUGGCCCCUUCUCUCCGAGCGACCGCAGCGACGAAGGUGCGAUGGACAUGGCGGCAGUCGACGGUGCUUCUACGCCGCCCUCCGCCGACGUGUAUGUGCGUGAUGUCACGUCGUACGUCCUUUCUCAGGGCUUUCACAUGAUCGUGCAACACUGGCGGACUACCUGGACGGACCGGUCCGAUGACACCAGCGACUUCAGCGGGUCAGAACAGCAGGCCGCACGGCGACAGGUAGACUCGGAGCUGAGUGCGCUGCAGCACACUGCGCGUGCUCUCAUGUACGACGCCGCUCCACGCCUCUCGAGUGCGCCGUCGAUUGCAGCAGCGUUCGGCGGCGUUGGCAGUGGUGAAGGCAAGAAUAACGGCAGCAGCAACAACACCGCGUUUUCUUCGCCCGCGACGACCUCAGCAGCUUCUGCUGCCCUUGCCACUCCCCUCGUCUGGCUCCGCGCGCUGCUUCUUCUCUUCCGCUACCGCAGCCCUGCUCUCGCCAACAACAGAGGCAGUGAUGGCGGCGAAGGAGGUGGUGUGCCCGUGAGCAGCCCGACUGCCUCAGACCCGCCCCAGCUGCCUGCCUUGGACGGCGCUCCAGCAGCAGAUGUCACUUUCCCCUUCUUGCUACACGUGGCACCUCUCGUGCUGCCAUCGCUGAGUUGUCUUCUUGUUGAGGUGCCAGCUGUGCUGUCAAUGCGGUCGCACCUCCACUACCAAAGGAGCUGCUCCUUCACCAGCAGCAGUGCCGGCGUCGGCGGCUCACCGGAGGAGCAAAUGUGGGCCGCAGAGGUGCGUGAGGUUAUACGAGUACUACCGUGGACAUAUUUUGUGCAGCUGGACGUGGUCACGAUACAGGCAGUAGAGAAGUUGAUGGGCCCACUUCUCACGCAAACUCCUCUCAAGACAAACGAGGAAACACCAGCGGCCGCAGGUUCCACAACAGAUGCGGACGCCUCUUCGUCUUGCAGCAAUGCUAUGAAGCAGAGAUACACGGAGCAUCUCCAGCGACGCGUUCAGCACUACAUGGACCAAGCCUUCGCCCUGGCCAACACGCUCGAGCCGUCGCUCAUCGACGCCACCGCCGACCAGCCGCUGGCGGCUCAGGAGUACGUGCGCGCCUCCCUCCACUGGUCCAACGCCGUGACGCGUCUUCUCAGCGAAGUCGUGCACGCGCUGGCAGCGACGCUUCAAAAUAGUGACGUGGAUGAAGAAGGCACCUCACGGCUGCCGCUGCUCAUCUCCACCGCCAACGGGCUGCUGCGGCUGCUCGUGCAGCGCACACAGCAACUUAUGGAGCCGAUGCUCGACGGCAUCCUCGCCACCGCCACGGCAACCGGCACAGCCGUUGUCGGGGCAGAUUUCUUCUCUUCGUUUUUGAGCUCCGUGGACACCCAGGUGCUGCGACAGCUCCGCCAGGCGACUAUCUCCGGGACCACUUCCAUCCUGUUGAACGGUGCGCGUGCGAAGGCCUUCAGCGAAAGCCAACACGACGUACCCGCCCUUUCUCGUCUGUCCGCGGAAGGUACGUUGCCGGGUGUGUACGGUGCAGAGGUGCAGAGGCUGCUUUCGCGCCUGCAUCGCACCACUCUGCGCUUCACCUCCUUUCUCGCUCAGCUGCACUUGCGGUGUCAGCAGCAGGCCGGCGUCGGUGUCCUGCUGGACUGCGCGUCCGACAACGGCGCCGGCGCGCGAGAGCGGGAGCUGGCGCGGCAGACAGCCGCCUGGCUGGCGUGCCUUUGCAAGGCGACGGCAGACGCGGCGGUGGGGGCGGCACCCCUCUUCUUCGCGCGAGCGGUUCGGCUGGUGGUGGACGUGCUGCUCCGUGCACGCGGCAGUCUGCUGCCGGAGCCGGCCUACCGCGCCUUGGAGCCGAGCUGCCCCCUCUCGGGAGACGUGGCGGAGGGUGUUGCGUUUGCAGGGAAUUUUGUUCUCGCGCCAGUCGUGCGUUGUCUGUGGGAAAGCUGUCAUGACAAGCGAAACGAAACUGAGCAGCUCGUGCAAAGUCCAUCAGCGGCGGCGGCGGCGUCGGAACCUGUCCACGCUUCGCCAGACACGGUGACAACGUUCAGCGAGUCUCUCUUGGUGCUCAUUGCCAUUUCACCCGCAUGCGCGCGCUGUCUGGAUGUGUACAUGCUGCAAUCUCCAAUGGAUGUAGCGGUGUCACGGCUUGUGGGGUUACACCGUUGCCUUACGGAUCUGCGAGCACUGCGGCGUCGUGGGCGGUUCCUCUCCGCCGCGCUUCCGGAAUCCGCGGCACUGACGGGGUUGCAAGAUCCAGGGGUGCUCUUUUUAGGCUUAUUGAGCGUCCUCGACUGCCUUUCUAGCGAUGCAGGCGAUGUCAGUGGCUUCUCAAAUACCAGCAGCUCACGUGCAUUUCCUUCUCCUUUGUGUGACACUGCAGAAUCGACGCGUCAGCUGUCGCGCGCCUAUGUCUCGCAGACCCUUGUGCGAGACUCGCCGAACGUGCUUAUACCUCUUUUCUUUUCCUUUCUGUGCCCACUGGUGCUGCCGACUGCGUCUGCGGUGCCGCAGAGAGACGACGGCGGCGGCGGCGGCGAAGGAGGAGUCGGAGGAAGUGGUGCCGGCGGUGGCGCCUCGUCGUUGCACCGCUUGUCUGCUCCAGCGUUUUCCGCUCUUUCUUUGACUGUCUUGUUGCCCACUACACAGCCAAAGCGCGCCUCCACCACCAUCAGCCGCUUAAAAGGCGAAAGCGUUACUCAAGAGAAUGCAAAUGAUGGUGACGAAGUGACGAUGCGCGGCCCUGCGCGGACGUACCGCAACCUCGAAGCUCCAGAGCUGGUGCGGCAUCUUUGUUCUCUCCUGCAGCUGCCGACCUCGCGAGAGUGGGUGCAGCAGGCGAUGCAGCUCCCCACGCCCAACUCCCUGCGGGUUCUCCUACACGGUCUAGAGGCGCAGUCUUUCAUGGCCCCCGAAGGCAAGGCGGACAGCAGCGGGGGUACCUCGCCCACGGCGCGCUCUUCUGCCGCCGUUGCCUCCCCUGCACGGGAGGGACCGUCUGACACACUGUUUGCGGCGACCGCGCUGCUGCUGCUCAACCUGUCUCGCCAGUCGCUGCUGGCUCUGCAUUGGUCUUGCAUGCAGCGGCGAGAUCAGGCGAGUGGGCGGCGUGCCGCCAACGCUAGCGCUACCUCCGAAUCUGCGGUGCGUUCCGCACUUCCCGAGCCUACUGCGCACCGCCACAAUUUCAUCUUGUUCGACUCUCUCGCGUGCCUGAAUCGUCUACUGGAGCUGAGUCAGACAGGCCCGCGUAUGCAGCCGCACCGCACCGCCGUCCUCACGUGGCAGUUCACGUCUGCGCAGUUUCUGCCGUUGCUGCGGCUGGCCGUGCAGGCGGACCUUCACGCGGCACAGGCGAUGCUGCUGGACCACCUCCGCGGCGUCGUGCUGUACCUCGACGACGUCACCAGCAAUGCUUCGGCCGCUUCUUCGUCGUUGUCGUCUUCUAUGUCUGCUACGGUGGCUGCGAGUGGGAAGACGGCAGGUCCGCCAGCCGUGAUCGACGGCGCGUUUGCUUCGCGGCACUGGCGACAUCACGCGCUGCUCUACGUGGGCGUUGCGGCGGCGGGGAGCCCGCACCGACUCCUCUCUGGUGCGUCGUCGCUGCAGGAGACGCACCGUGCAGCCGACAUCUGCAACGUGAACGGAGAAGACUACGCUGGACCGAAGGGAGGAGCGCAAACUGGCGCGCUCGAGGCGAGCUCUACCCCCGUCCUGGAUGAUCUCAAGCGAGUCCCUCCCGCAGUAGUGUCGAACAAAUUGCUGUACGCGAUGAUUGGUGAAGUGGUCGAGCACGUUCUGGGCAACGUGUGGUCCGCACAGAACGAUGCGCGGCUGCUGGAUGCUUCUUCCUGCGCACACGAGGUCGACACGCUGACGUGUUGGCUUCGGUUUUACUGUGACGUGAUGCCGUACUUGUACCACGACCUCGUGUCGUCUGUGGAGGUCGUCGCAGAUGUGCUGCUCUCGGCGCUGGAGCCGGCAACGCUGCACGGCACCGAUCUGCCGUCCGCAAAUGCUCUGUCCGCCGUCAGCGUGCGCAUUCGGUGCGUCUGCUACGCUACUCUGAUUUACGUUGUGCGCUUCUUGUUCAGCGUGGCCCGUGCAGCAGACGUGGAGAAUUACGAGACGGCCGUCAAGACAAAGGAGUCGAUGAGCUGGAUCGCAAGCACCUUCUCGCAGGGCGACCCAGUGACCCAAGCACGCAACUCCACCAUGUGGGCACGGUCGCCCGUUUUGGCACCUAUCCGUGGUUCUCUUCAUCGUUUGGUGUUUGCGGCGGUGCAGACGUUACGUGUUUGCGACGCGCCGCACGGCACGGAAGCGUCCAUCAACGCUGCUCUCCACACGCAGCACGCGAUGUGGGGCUACGACACCGCAGACGAGGACGAUGUCGCGAUGGGCUGGAAAGGUCGAUCACUGGCGGUGAAGCGACAACAGCAGCAGCAACGCGGCGAGGUAGCUGAUCUGCGAGAGCACGCGUGUUGUCUCCUGAACUUGCUGAGCCACUCCGCCGGUCCGCAGUUUCUGACGGCCUUCGCCACUAAUUGGUGCCGCACCUACGCAGCGCAGUCGUCGCUCUGGAUGUUUGAAACAGCUGCACAGCGGCAGCAUCGUCUUCGUCAGCAGAAGGAGGAGCAUCAACACGGCGGACGACAACCGUGUCUCAACGUGAAAAAUGCCAAGGAAACGGCGAAGCAAGACACACCGCAAAUCUUGGUGGCUGCGUGGGAUGCGAAAGAGGAGGCGCAGCGGGCCGCGUAUGUGCUGCUGGAGGAUGUUGGCGUGUCCGUUGUGGACGUCACGGCUGCCCUCGCUCCGCUGCUGCGCGAUACCGCCUCCAUGCAGCAACGGGCAGAGCAGCAGCAGCAACAGCAGGGACCGAAAACGGAGAGCGCGGGCACGCCAAGCAACGGCGACAACAAAAGGCCGUCUUCUUCCUCUGCCUCUUCCACCGCCCUUCUACCGCCUCCACCUGUGACGCAGCUCCUUUACUUCCUGCACCAGCUCGUCGAGGCCGUUUGUGUGAAGCGGCAGGGCGGCGGGCUGACCGAGCGGGAGGCGGCGGCAAUCUUUGCGCUCAUGGCGGAUGUCGUGUCUCAGUGGCCGCCGGAGCCGCUCUCCUGCUGUUGUGUUCUGCACACGAUGUACUGCGUGGUUGCCUACGCGAAGGGUGAGGCGACCGUGGCACCUGAGCCUCUAGUGACGGCGAUCAAGGUGUACCAGAACAAGGACUACUCAUUCGCAUUGUGCCGUCUCUUGGAGGGGCUCUCCGUGAACCCCGCCAUGACGCACCGCAGCGCGGCCCUCAUGCUGCUCCAGCUGCUGUGCAGCACCUUCUACGCGAUGCUGCCGGCGUCGCUGAGUGCGAUGGACAACCCAGGACGCGUCGUGGAUGCCGCCAUCCGUGUCUUUCAGCGAACGCUGCUCCCCGCCCUGCGACGCGGCAUCGCCUCCGCAUCUGAGGCGGAAAUCAUAUCGUCGACCCCCCUCGUAAACGCGUCUCUGCAGGUGUUGCGCUCGGCAAUUUGCGGCUUCGCGCCGGACCUCACCUUUGCCAAGCGGGUGCAGCGCGACGUCAUGGCGCUCUUCCUCUCGGAGCACUUCUUCCGCUACAGCCGCAGCUCCUUGCACGAGUGGGCACUGCUGUUGCGGCAGAUGUAUGUCAUGGACAGCGAAUUUCACAGUUUGCUGUGCGAGCGGAUGGUGCAGUCUUCGGGGCGGCUUUCGGCUAUGAUGAUGUCCCGUGAGACGGAGGCGCUGCUGCGGGAGCACUCCAUGAAGAACCUCGCCUUCUACACCUACGCGGUCAUGGCGUUGGAGGAUGUCGUCACAACAACGGCACCGACAGCGACACCAUCUGCGGCGAGCACAGCCGUUGCCACAUGCGCAUCCGCUGGGGUGAGUGAGCCGACAACGGGACCUGGCUCGACGAUGACGGCCAUCCGCCAAAAAGAGCUGGCCCACCGUAUUCGCGAGCAGCUCACCUACACCCUGCAGCACUUCUCAUCCCCUGCUACCCCGACCGCGGCUCAAAUUGAAAAGAAGGAGGUGUUUCUGCAACCUCUGCGCGCCGCCUUUCUUGUUUUUCGCGUGCUUCUCAUGAGCAACGUAGGGGAGUCGUUGGUGGCCUCGCUGUGGCCCUUGAUGUGGCCGGAGCUGCUGCGGGCGCUCUCGAUUGGGACGCAAAUGGCGCCGACAAUCACAGCAACGCAAGGAGAAGGAGUCGGCAAGAGCGCACCGCCGAUGAGCACGGAGGCGCUGCAGGAGAUACUGAAACUGCAGAUGGAGGCGUUGAAGGUGCUGGAUGUGGACUACACGCUGUGUCCAGCCCACGCCUUCGCCUUCCGUUGGCUCUUCACGGACGACGCUGCCCUGACAAAUUUACUGGCUCUCCAGCAGCAGCAGCAGCAGCGUCAUCACCGCAGUCGCCGCGACGCGGAAAACGCUCCCCACUCUCCUUCCCCGUUUGUCUUGUCACUGCGGCCCUCCGCAACGCGUCGUCUCCCGUUCGUUAGCCAUCUGGAAGUGCUGCAGCUCCUGCAGCAAACGCCACCAGUGCCGUCGGAUGCCCACCUCAGCAUACCGGCUGUCGUGAGUGCCGUUCAUGAGCCGCGGGGUCAAACGGCGCGAGAGGAAACCGAUGCGUUCCGUUGUGACGGCGAAGGCGUUGCGCCGGUGCUCUCUACCAUUCAGCACUGCUGGCCUCUCCGUGCGCGGCCCUCCGCUGCAGAUCGCGGUCUGCGCCGACCCCUGUACAACAUCCCUGUUACGCACUACCCGCGUCUCGACGGCAUUUAUCGUGCUGCUCAAGCCUUCACGCUGCUUCUACAACGCGUGAACGGUGAUGCGUUGCCCCUCGCCGCUUCGAGCGAGCUAAUGGACCUGCAACGCUUUGCGUGGCUUCAAGCGGAGCUGGGUCAGUGCGUGGGACAUCACAAUGAGGUGGAUGUGGCGUAUAUGCAGGACCUGGUCGAGGCGGAUCUUACGACGACCGAUCCAGACACCAUGCUGUGA
Messenger RNA from Leptomonas pyrrhocoris, 9054 nucleotides. RefSeq lists its product as hypothetical. Bases 1 to 9054 code for a protein of 3017 amino acids. NCBI's taxonomy places the organism in Eukaryota, Euglenozoa, Kinetoplastea, Trypanosomatida, Trypanosomatidae. Gene Ontology annotation, cellular component: endosome; trans-Golgi network. The record is from RefSeq and is a predicted model, not a curated record. Gene Ontology annotation, biological process: Golgi to endosome transport. The transcript has a single exon.